Messenger RNA from Zalophus californianus (California sea lion), 3999 nucleotides. It is a transcript of the gene TMEM47, whose product is annotated as transmembrane protein 47. Gene Ontology annotation, cellular component: membrane; cell-cell junction. The coding region runs from base 535 to 1080 and encodes 181 amino acids. The record is from RefSeq and is a predicted model, not a curated record. Gene Ontology annotation, biological process: cell-cell adhesion. The transcript has 3 exons. NCBI's taxonomy places the organism in Eukaryota, Metazoa, Chordata, Mammalia, Carnivora, Otariidae.
AGGAACUGCCCCGCGCAGCCCGUCCCGGGCGAAGGGCUCGCUCUGGGCUCCGCGCGUGCCGGUCACUGUGGAGGAGACAACUCGUUCCGAGCGCGCCACGCACAGGGGUCAGAGAAGAGAGACCCGCUUCACGCACUGGCAAGGGGCGGGGUUGGUGCUAGCCUCUAGCGCCGGGAGCCGGAGCUUGACGCCGCCCGGGUGCGGACCCACCGCCCCUCCCCGCUCGGCACCGCCUCCCGCAGCCCGGGGAGGGGCCGGGGCGGAGCUAGCCUGGCCGCGCCGGGGCGGAGCGGGCGCCGGCAGAGCUCGGCGCGGGGCUGGCAGCGAAGGUCCGCGGCGGGAUAGGCGUCGCUGCGGCUGCCGAAGAUCUUCCCCCCACGCUUCCCGCCACCCCGGCCGGUAGUCCCCACAGACCUACCUUCGCGGCCCGCGGCGGCUCCGCUGCCUCCUUCCAAAGGAGGUCCGGCUCCCCGCUCUCCGGACCCGCCUGGCGACCUCGCCUCCGGCGGGGCGGGCGGCUGCGGCGCCCGGGGCAUGGCUUCGGCGGGCAGCGGCAUGGAGGAGGUGCGCGUGUCGGUGCUGACCCCGCUGAAGCUGGUCGGGCUGGUGUGCAUCUUCCUGGCGCUGUGUCUGGACCUGGGGGCCGUGCUGAGCCCGGCCUGGGUCACGGCCGACCACCAGUACUACCUGUCCCUGUGGGAGUCCUGCCGGAAACCCGCCAGCUUGGACAGCUGGCACUGCGAUUCCACGCUCAGCAGCGAUUGGCAGAUUGCUACUCUGGCUUUACUCUUGGGCGGUGCUGCCAUCAUUCUUAUCGCAUUCCUGGUGGGUUUGAUUUCUAUCUGCGUGGGAUCUCGAAGGCGCUUCUACAGACCUGUUGCUGUCAUGCUUUUUGCAGCAGUUGUUUUACAGGUUUGCAGCCUGGUCCUUUACCCAAUCAAGUUCAUUGAAACUGUGAGCUUGAAAAUUUACCAUGAGUUCAACUGGGGUUAUGGCCUGGCCUGGGGUGCAACUAUAUUUUCAUUUGGGGGUGCCAUCCUUUAUUGCCUGAACCCUAAGAACUACGAAGACUACUACUAGAACCAACAGUCUCACAUUUUAAAAAACAACCAACCAUCCAACAAAAGGAUUACGUCUGUUAUCUUUUCUAACUCACUGUUUUCUAAAACACAUGUGGAGCAUCAAGCAGUUUCCUCAGUUGACUUAAUAUCUUUUGCCUUUUGGCUGUCAACAUCAUAACCAGCUUUUACAUCCAUUUUAGGGACCUGCACAAAUUAAGAGAGCUGAUUAGACAUAGGCAAAUGCUGCAAACUUCCAAUAUGGUCAUGUCAUUUUUCUUGACAAGUGAAGGGUCUAUAUAGGCAAUGCUUUGGCAAUCAACUUCUCCCCGGGAAGGGAGUCAAGACUUGGAGACAUGUGCUUUUCAUUGUGCGGUUAGCAGUUGUGCCUCAGCCAUAUCUAGAAUGAGGAGAAUUGAGAGUCUCUGCUUUCCCUGGGGCAACUAGAAAGAAAUAUGCAUGAGUUGCUUUUGUCCGAAGUACCCUUUAAAUCAUUUACCAAACAUUACUGCAAAUAAUUGUGCGUAUGUAACAAGCUUAAAUAUUUUUAUAGAAGGUGAACCAUUAGUAUAAAUGGUAAUAAGUUGUUCCCUACUCCAAUACAUGCAUUUGCCUAUUACACAUAAAAGUAAUAUUUGCUUUAGUGAAGUGAUUUGAACACUAACCUUGUACACGUUAAGAGGCUUAGAUUGGUAUUCACACUUACUUACUGUACAAAAGUACAUAUACCUUAAAGCUUUUGCUCUGUGUUCUCUACUGUUUCACUGGAAAGUUUUAAUAGAAUUGUAUAAGAAGAAAAAUUGAAAUGGUGUUAAUCUGAAAACUCAUGAUUCUUCUGCAAGCACUGUAGUUCAAAAGAGAGUAGCAAUUAGAAUGAUCAUUUUGUUAAAAGUUCAGUAAAAUAGAAGGCUGCUUUUUUUCAAGUACUUUAAAUGUCUUUAUUAAAAAAUAAAAGAAUAGUGAUAGAUUUAUAGAAAUGUCUAAAUGUCUUAGUAGAGGAGUAGAAUUCAUCUGGUUAUCACCUGGUCCUCUGAAGUUAACUAAUGGGCUAACUGAUUUGUGUACACAAUUAUGAUGGAUUUAUGUUAAGGGAAUCAUUUGUUGGCUGUUCAAAUGGAAGGAAAUAUCAAUGAUAGGGAAUAAGUUUGCAACUAAUCUCACACUGCAAACUUGCAUUAAUCCUGUUUAAUACACAAAUUUGGAUAGUUUAAUUAUAAACAUAUUUUUAUAUCAAAUAAUACAGUUCUAAUAUAAAAGUUAUAGAUAGUUAUUUUUGUUAACAAAGACACUAAAACAGUAUGUCUUGGUUUUGGCCCUUUUGCACAGAGAAGCAUUGGAAAAAUCAUUUAAAACCUACUUACGUUCUAUUGCAAAAUCCGCUAAGAGCAGGACCACAUCAAUAGUAUUUAAUAAUUUGCUUUACCUCCCAGAGCAUAGUUCUGCUUUCAGCUUGUCUUAAAAACUGUUGCCAGAACAACAGGGAAAAAAAAUCUAUUUUAUUAUUCAAACGCUUAAAAAAAACCCUUCCAUCUUGUGACUUCUCUAUAGAAUCACAAAGUAAAUAUGAAGAACCUGGCUUAAUCUUACUUUAGCAAUGACAGACAAGAGUAAUUAAAUGCAUCCUAGAGAAAAACCUUUAUAAAAGUAUAUGGUUCUCUAUAGACUCAUAAGAAACUAUGGGUGGAAGUUUUUCAGAAAGAUAUUAGUAUCACAGAACCUUCUGAAGCAAUUUUCUUGAGAAAUAGUGAAAUCUGGGCCAGACUGUCUUGCAGUUAAUUGCAUACUGUCAGAGCAGCAUGAGAAAUAUGGUAUUUGUUGGGUAGGGAUUUUGGCUACUAAACACUCUCUAUUGUGAGAGAGUCUCUUUAUUCCUGAAUAACGGGAGAACAGUACUUUGGUGCUGACAUCAGUGAGGCACUUUUCUUAGUCUUAGUAGAGGAUGCAGUGUGCUGUUAGACCGAUAUCACAUCUCGAUUCUUACCAAGUUUUUAUUCUCUGUCAAUAUGACAGGCUGGAAAAUGACAGAAUAUGUUAUAGGCUAAGGCACACAUAUUUGCAGUACACUCAAAGGUAGAUUUCUUAUAUAACUUUUCUCCCCUUCCCAGUGAAGAGCCCUAUGUUAUAUUUCUACCAUCACUAAUAUUUGAAAGUAUUUCAUGACUAACAAGCUCAGUACAACACGAAAGUUGUUGCUCAUCCGAAAUACUGUUUCGUCUAUCAGAAUGAACACAAGUGAAUUUUCACCUACAUUACGUCUUUGCAGCUUUAGGUUUGUUUGAUGUUUUCUUACAAGCAAAACUGUUGACUAUAAAUCCAUUGUUUAUCUUAGAGUGAUAUAUACGCAUACACACAUAGAGCAUAAAGUACUCAGCAGGGCUAGUUAUUUGGAUUUCUUGCACAACUAUUUAGCUUUUUGUAAGUUCAACAUGUAAAUUUUAAAGACAAAUAUAGAGAGACCUAUGUGUUUGAAAUAUAAAUGAUAUAUAUGGAUUAGCAUGUACCUGUAUAUUAUUAAACAUGCAAUGAACUGACUGGUAAGUGACGUCUAAUUGUAUGGCUAGCAAUGUAAUUUAUUCAGACUGUAUUUUUGUACAGAGCAGCGCACACUAACCUAUGCCUCUGUGUCCUCUUUAAUGCCUAAAACUGUGCCUAGAAAUUUCAUCUGUCUUAAAAAAUAAAAUUAUACUUCAUGCUGUUUAUGCUAUAGUUUCUCUACUGCUGUUCUAUAUUUAUUAUUUUUAAAUAUAUGACAUGUUUACUACUUAAAUAUGAAUCCAUGGUAUUCUGGUUAUUUUUUCUAACAGUCCUCUGGAGGAAACCUGUUUAUCACUCCAGUGGUUUUGAGUUUGCAGUUUCGCGAUCGGUUCUUCAUUUCAUGAUUUUUGUAGCUGACAUGAAGUUAUCUAUGUGGAAAAAAUAAAAAUAAAAGUGGUUUCACUGA